Cherax quadricarinatus is the source of this 1423-nucleotide messenger RNA. RefSeq names its product RNA-binding protein squid (gene sqd). Lineage: Eukaryota; Metazoa; Arthropoda; Malacostraca; Decapoda; Parastacidae. Gene Ontology annotation, cellular component: chromatin; nucleoplasm. The record is from RefSeq and is a predicted model, not a curated record. Gene Ontology annotation, biological process: regulation of gene expression. Gene Ontology annotation, molecular function: RNA binding.
CUCCACGGGGCUAACAGCGCCGCUCUCAGCCGCUGGACUUCAUACGUGUCGGACGCGUACAGUUACUGUUAAGGAAAAUAAUAGUUAUAAAUGGCUGACCAGGAGAUGGAAGGACAAGAUUUCUCGGAAGAUUAUUCCGGAGGAGAUUUUCAAGGCAACGGCAUGGAGAAUGGUGAUGGUAUGGCGACUCAGGAAUGCACGGGAGGCGGUACUAAUAAAGACGACAGCGGCGCAGCGGACGCACCCGGCAGGGACGAUGACAGGAAACUGUUUGUUGGAGGCCUGAGUUGGGAAACUACAGAAAAAGAGCUAAGGGAGCACUUCAGUAAAUACGGCAAUAUUGAGAGCAUAAAUGUAAAGACGGACCCAAACACUGGUAGAUCAAGAGGAUUUGCAUUUAUUGUCUUUGGUAGCCCAGAUGCCAUUGAUAAGGUUAUAAAUGCUGGCGAUCAUGUUAUCAAUGGAAAGAAGGUGGAUCCAAAGAAAGCUAAAGCUCGCCAUGGCAAAAUCUUUGUUGGUGGCUUAAAAGCAGAUCUUUCUGAUGAUGAUAUCAAAAGUUAUUUUGAAAAGUUCGGUACUAUAAUUGAUGUUGAAUUACCAUUUGAUAAACAAAAGAACCAGAGGAAAGGCUUUUGUUUUAUCACUUUCGAGCAAGAGCAAGUUGUCACCGAAUUGUUAAAGACUCCAAAACAGAGCAUAAAUGGUCACGAAGUUGACGUUAAGAAAGCUACACCCAAGCCUGAUGCCAUGGGAAUGAUGCGAGGGGGUAUACGUGGUGGUACAGCCAUCAGAGGCACUCGUGGCACUACUAUGCGUGGUAGAGGAAGAGGAUGGGGCGCAAAUUGGAACCAGGGAUAUGGCGGCUAUGGACAGGGGGGCUAUGGAGGAUAUGGGAGUUAUGGUGGCUAUGACUACGGCUAUGGUGGAUAUGGGGGAUAUGGUGGUUAUGGUGGCUAUGGUAAUGAUUACUAUGGCUAUGGCAGCGGGGGAUAUGGUAGUUAUGGCCCUUACCAGGCGGCCAAGGGUACGACGGGAAGAGCCAGCGUGGGCGGCAGCAGACGCGGCACCAACCAUAUUGAGAGUGGUCGGCGUGGUGAAUACGACAACACGUGGAACGGCACCGAGUACUAAGUGUUGCCUGCUCUCAUGAUGCUGCGAAGCCUGAAGUGCUGCAACACAGCAACGCCUGCGUCCAUGUCAAGUUGCCCCAUCUAUAUUUAAAAUAUUUAUAAAAAUGGAAAAUGACAAAAUGUGAAUGUCACAACAAAAACAUUUAUAGUUCAUGUGAAGCAUUCCUGUGUACAGGCAAUUUCACUGUACUCUGGACAGUUCAUACAAAUAAUUUUUUUACGUAAUUUUAAGAAUUUUAUUUCUCAUGGCUGUACAGUCCUACAUGUAUGAAUAAAUGCGAUUUUUUUGUGUA